This is a messenger RNA of Lates calcarifer (barramundi perch), 1966 nucleotides long. Its product is annotated as GTPase IMAP family member 9. Gene Ontology annotation, molecular function: GTP binding. The coding region runs from base 346 to 1218 and encodes 290 amino acids. The transcript has 2 exons. The record is from RefSeq and is a predicted model, not a curated record. Lineage: Eukaryota; Metazoa; Chordata; Actinopteri; Centropomidae.
UGUAUUUGUUACCAAGUAUUGUUUGUUGUACGUUCAGAGUAAUAGGUGCUUGUAAUGUGUGCAGAGAGGGUGUCACCUGCUUUAGCAUGUGAGAAACUUAUGUCAACAGGUCUCUCAAGUUCUAGUUUCAUUUUCCAGGAAACUGCUUUUAUGAGAGAGAGAGAAAGAGAGUUUUGUUUCCCUGGAAACCAAUCUGUUGGAGAGAGGAAAAAGAGAGGAGGGAAUAAUUAGCACACACAAGAACAGAUGUGAGGUGAUCUGGAAGGUUAAGAAAAGCACAGACAGAUUUUGUGGUUCAAAGUUAGGUUUGAUCUUUGUUUCCUGGUAGUUUUUCUCUGCCACAAGAUGAGUUUAACUAAAGAUUCCAGCUCUCCAGCUGACAGCAGCCUGAGGAUUGUUCUGCUGGGAAAGACUGGAUCAGGAAAGAGUGCAACAGGGAACACCAUCCUGGGACGAAAUGAGUUUGAGACAGAGGACAUCUCUAUGUCAUCUGUGACAAUUCGCUGCAAAAAAGAAACUGGACACUUUGAUCAAAGGACUGUGAGUGUCAUUGACACCCCUGGGGUCUUUGAUACAUCGAUGACAGAGCUCCAGUUGAAAAGUGAAAUAGAGAACUGUAUCAAGCUGUCUCUCCCAGGACCCCAUAUAUUCCUGCUGGUGAUCAGACUGGAUGUACGAUUCACUAAAGAAGAGAAGAAUACUGUCAAAUGGAUCAAGGACAACUUUGGUGAGGAAGCCUCCAACUAUACCAUGGUGCUUUUCACUAGGGGUGAUGGACUUAAGGGAAAGUCAGUUGAGAACUAUUUAGCCAAAAAUCUUGAGCUCAAGGAGGUCAUCAAAGACUGUAAAGCUGGGUACAUCGUGUUUGAUAACACACGCAUGGAAAAUCGCACUCAGGUGGCUGAUCUGUUUGAAAGCAUAGACAGGAUAGUACAAUUAAAUGGAAACCAUUACACCAGUAGCAUAUACGAAGAGGUACAGAGAAAGUUAAAUGAGGACAAAAAGUGGAAUAAGCGGGGAGACACCAUCAACACUGUGGGUGAUGUUCUGAUGGGAGCAGCAGCAGUUGCAGCUGUAGUUAACCCCCCAGUCGCUGGUCUUGCCAUAGUGGCGGAGGAAGUAGGAAUGGCAGCUAGAGUGGGAUCACUUUUAAUGAUCACAGGGGCAGGGAUUUCUAAAGCUCUUGGAAGGUGGAUGAAACCAAAAACAAACAGCUAGGUAAUGUCUUAAGCAAACUUUUGAGGGCAUUUAUUUUAAUGGCCUUUUCAUGUCCAUAUUGGAUAGAUUUUUUCCUCUUUUUUCAUUUCUUUGUUUCUUUUAUAUACGAUAAAUACGAUAUAUACAAUAAGAGUAUUUUCCAAAAUGUAAAACUGUUCCUGUAAGGGCAUAAAAAACAUUAAUAAUCUACUCAUUGAUUUAUAAUCCAUGUAUAAGAAAUUAAUGUAUUAUAAUGUCUUAUAACAACACCCUAACAAAAGCAUUACAAGUAGGAUUAUAAUACUAAACUAGGUCUGUUUUUCAUGAACAUUUAUGAGGUUUUCUGAACAUUGUACUCCCCAUAAUCAUUGCAGACAGCAUUUUUACAGCUGCCAGAAUGCCCUCAUGGUAGUUCAUAGUGUCAGUCCCUUUACUGUGUAGUUUGUUUUGAUUUCCUGUUUUAUUCUUUUGGUUUUCCUUACUUCCUGUUUGUGUUCAUUUUAGGUGUCUUGUCUUCCCCUGUGUGUGAUUGCCCCAUUGAUUUCACCUGUGUCUCAUUAUCUCUUCCCCUCCUGUGUAUAUAAGCCGGUUUCCCCAGUGUGUCUUUGUCAGAUUGUCUGCGUCCUAGUGUGUAGCGUUCUGGCGUUUUCCCUGUGAUUAGUUCUUCGUGAUUUUGACCAAGUUUGUUUCUUGAGACCUGGUUUUUGCCUUGCGAUUUUGUACUUCUGCCUGCCUUUACUUAUUCUUGUGAAUAAACCGCCUCACCUCA